This is a messenger RNA of Candidozyma haemuli, 537 nucleotides long. RefSeq names its product peptide alpha-N-acetyltransferase. Bases 1 to 537 code for a protein of 178 amino acids. Gene Ontology annotation, biological process: N-terminal peptidyl-methionine acetylation. Gene Ontology annotation, molecular function: protein-N-terminal amino-acid acetyltransferase activity. The transcript has a single exon. Gene Ontology annotation, cellular component: NatC complex. The record is from RefSeq and is a predicted model, not a curated record. Lineage: Eukaryota; Fungi; Ascomycota; Pichiomycetes; Serinales; Metschnikowiaceae.
AUGCAUAUAAUUGAUUACCAGGAAAACGGGCUUCGAUACCAUACCUUGGAUCCUAAAUCUAAGCUGCAGUUCGACAGUGUCUCCCAAAUAAUUGAUAGGCAUCUUUCAGAACCCUAUUCUAUAUACGUAUAUUGGUUCUUCUUCCAUAAGUGGUCACAAUAUUGUUUCUUGGUCAGUGACGUACACAACGAUGAAAUAAUAGGAGUCAUUAUCUCAAAGGUUGAGGCUCACAGGGAAGUUAGAAUGAGAGGGUAUAUUGGUAUGCUUGUUAUUCUACCGGAGUAUCGUGGUAGAAGGAUAGCGACUAAACUUGUACAAAUGACGAUAAGUAAAAUGAUCGCAUGGGACCUGAUUGAUGAAGUGAUGCUAGAAACUGAGGUAAUUAAUUCUGCUGCUCUUAAGCUCUAUGAGCUGCUUGGGUUUCUCAGGGCAAAGAGGUUGUACAGAUACUACUUGAACACGCACGAUGCCUAUCGUUUACUUCUACCAAUUCUGGAAAAGUCCGGCACCAGAAUUGCAUAUUUGUCUACCAUCUGA